Phascolarctos cinereus (koala) is the source of this 847-nucleotide messenger RNA. The record is from RefSeq and is a predicted model, not a curated record. NCBI's taxonomy places the organism in Eukaryota, Metazoa, Chordata, Mammalia, Diprotodontia, Phascolarctidae.
CACUUGAAGCCCCAACCUCUUGCUGGCUUGGCCAAGUCUCAGUCCCCUUCCAGGUCCUUGAGACCCAAACAUUUGGCUUCCAGUCCUCUGUAACUUUUCAGGCCCCAGCUACUGGCACCUGUAUCGCUCAGGAAUUCAGGUUGCCCCCCAAAUUCUCCCUACCCUACCUACAAGAUCCAAGCUCCCUGUUCUCUGGCUUCCACUGUCUAAGGCCCCAGGAGUCUGGCCUUCCAGUUACUGCCCAUCUCUGAGAAUAAGGCACCCCCAGUUCCUGAGGACCCAAGCCAAGGAUGCGUCCCUGCUCCGUGCUCGCCCUGCUUUCUGGGAGUCUUGCUCUGGCCCUCCUGCUGGUCACACUGAGUACUGAUUACUGGAUCACCUCUGUAAGCCCUAAGCACCAGGCUCACUCUGGCCUCUGGCACCCAGAUGAGGAUUCUGUGAAAGAUUUCAUCCAGGCCACCCGAGUCUUCGCCAUCCUGGCUGCACUGGCAGGUCUGCUGUCCAUCUCCUGUCUGAUCCUCUUCAUCACUCCGUUUCUCCGUAACUCCAGCUUCAGCUCCCUGGCCUCUUUGGUUUUUUGCAUCACAGCCUUCGUUGCAGCCCUCUUCUGCAUGGUGGCAAUGGCUGUCUACACUGGAGAGCGAUGGAAAGAACCUGAUCAUCCUCAGAUUCAGACCUCCUUUGCCUGGUCCUUCUACAUGGGAUGGAUUUCUGUUUUCCUCUUCCUUAUCACUGGAGUCCUGAGCCUUGUGGUGCAUUGGGGUGCUCCCCAUCCCAGCUAUGAGACCUUCUCAGCUUGAGAAAUCAGCCCUUGAUUCACUGAAUAAACCAAAAGUUGCCCAUUGGG